CCUGCGGUAAAGACAAAAGCACCUCCGCCCACACAAGGAAGUGGCUGCAUUACUCAGAGAGGAAAAGAGAAGUUUUGUGAAACUCUAACAGACUUUAUAGUUUGUUCUCUAUCAGAAUCUGGAGCCAACGGCGGCACAAGAUUUGUAGAAAUGGCAUUUCACAGCUUCCUCUUGGAACCAAUAAGCUGCCAUGCUUGGAAUAAAGAUAGAACUCAAAUUGCCUUUUGUCCGAACAAUCAUGAUGUUCAUAUUUAUAAAAAGGAUGGAGAUAAAUGGACAAAAAUUCAAGAACUUAAAGAACACAAUGGGCAAGUCACCGGUAUUGACUGGGCUCCCGAGAGUAAUCGUAUUGUGACAUGUGGCACUGAUAGAAAUGCUUAUGUCUGGACUCUGAGAAACAACACAUGGAAACCAACACUUGUCAUCCUCAGGAUAAACCGUGCUGCCCGAUGUGUGAAGUGGUCCCCAAAAGAAAACAAGUUUGCAGUGGGCAGUGGUUCCAGACUCAUCUCAAUCUGUUAUUUUGAGCAAGAAAAUGACUGGUGGGUCUGCAAACAUAUCAAGAAGCCCAUCCGUUCCACUGUGCUAAGCUUGGACUGGCAUCCAAACAAUGUCCUUCUUGCUGCUGGCUCCAGUGAUUUUAAGAGCAGGAUUUUUUCAUCAUAUAUUAAAGAGGUAGAAGAACGUCCAGCCCCUACCCCAUGGGGUUCCAAAAUGCCUUUUGGUGAAUUGAUGUUUGAGUCCAGCAGCAGCUGUGGUUGGGUCCAUAGUGUGUGCUUCUCCAACAGUGGGGACCGUAUGGCCUGGGUGAGCCAUGACAGUACCAUUUGUAUUGUUGAUGCUACAAAGAAGAUGAGGGUCACUACUCUCAUAACAGAUACUUUACCUCUGCUGUGUGUAACUUUUAUCACUGAAAAUAGUUUAGUGGCUGCUGGUCAUGACUGCUAUCCUAUCUUGUAUACAUACAAUGAAGCCCAGGGGACCCUGAGCUUUGGAGGAAAAAUGGAUGUUCCUAAACAAAGUUCAACAAGAGGGAUGACUGCUAGAGAAAGGUUUCAGAAUCUGGACAAGAAGGCUAGCUCUGAAACCAAUAGCUGUGCCAUGGAAUCCUUACACAAAAACAGCAUCAGUCAGAUCUCUGUGCUGAACGGAGGGAAGGCAAAAUGUACCAAGUUCUGCACCACUGGAAUGGAUGGAGGCAUGUGUAUCUGGGAUAUAAAGAGCCUGGAGUCUGCAAUGAAAGAUUUAAAAAUUGUAUAGGCAUGAAAAGCAGAAUGCGAGCCCGCAGCUUUUAUCUAGCUUCUAUCUGCUUCGCUUCGGUUUUAACAUGAUGGCUCCAUCUUUUACAGGCUGGAAAGAUUUUAUAAUAAUUAAAGAUUUUGUCUGCGUACCAACAGGAAGUUGGCUUCAUAUAGUUUAGUCAGUGGCAUGCAAGAGAAACUAUUUACAUAACUAAUACAGAUUGAAUGUAUCUUCAAAAACAACAUAAAAACCUGGAAAUGUAGUAACUGGAAAUGGGCUUUCAGUACUAAAGGGGUUGUCCACCAUAGCUCUCUUCCACCCAAUCUGACAUAAGAUGCCGUAAGUGGGUGGUACAGCUGCCGAGUGCUCUGUUUAUUGCCUUUGCCAUUGUCCUGCCCAGCAUGUAGUAAGUGAAAGAGAGGCAUUGGAUGACCCUAUUAUGCCAUACUACCUUAAAUUCUACCUGUUCCUUUUAUUUACUGCUAUGCCUCAGUUGACAGAUGUUUACAAGCAUUGCCAUGAACAUUUUUCUACAAUACUGUAAAUGUACUAUUUAGAAAUAAAAAAAAAGCUAAUGAAAA
Molecule: messenger RNA, 1823 nt
Organism: Hyla sarda
Lineage: Eukaryota; Metazoa; Chordata; Amphibia; Anura; Hylidae
Gene: ARPC1B
Product: actin related protein 2/3 complex subunit 1B
Exons: 11
Coding region: 151-1260 (369 amino acids)
Biological process (GO): Arp2/3 complex-mediated actin nucleation
Cellular component (GO): Arp2/3 protein complex; actin cytoskeleton
Molecular function (GO): actin filament binding
Source: RefSeq, a predicted model, not a curated record